Molecule: messenger RNA, 870 nt
Organism: Gongylonema pulchrum
Lineage: Eukaryota; Metazoa; Nematoda; Chromadorea; Rhabditida; Gongylonematidae
Source: the annotation of a GenBank genome assembly
AUGUCAUCUGAGGUUUUGAAGGCAACCGCGUCAACAGAGAAGUCGGGAGAUAAGAAACGCGGGAUCGGAUGGUUUGUGGCAGCGCUGUUCAUUUUGGCUGAUCUGGUCGGUGGUGGUGUAGUGGCAAUGCCGGCUGCUUUCGUGCAAACAGGGCUUGUCUGUGGUCUACUGUUUAUGAUAAUAAUUUGCGCGGUAUUUGCGGUGACCGGAUAUCUGCUCGCUGAUACGUGGGAAAUUAUGCGUGACCGAUGGCCCGAGUACCGCGUGCAUUGCCGCAAGCCAUACCCAGAAAUGGGACUUCGAAGUAUGGGGAAAAAAAUGGAGAUCGCAACUAAAUUGCUCGUUUAUUCGUCUCUGUUCGGUACCACAGUGGUGUUCCUACUUCUCUCGUCCAAAAUUUUUCAAAAUUUCCUCGCCAAUUUCGAUGUGAGCAUUCACUUCUGCAUACUCCUUAUCAUUGUUGCUGGAUCUGUAUUACCAUCAACGUUUCUCAAAUCUCCUGCUGAUUACUGGCAAGCAGUUGCAGUAGCAGUGCUAUGCACUGUUGCUGCAAUUGUCAUGAUAUUUGUUGGCAUAAGCUUGGAUUUUACAACAUGCUACAAAGCAGCCGACUAUCCGCCUGUAACUGCCGAAGCCAUUCUCGGUCUUGGCAUCUUUCUGUUUGCAUUCAACGGUCAUCAAGUUUUCCCAACUGUGCAAAACGAUAUGCGGAAUCCAGCCGAUUUCAGGAAAUCAGUUAUUAUCGGCUUCAUACGUAAGUUCUACAAAAUUCAAAUGAAAAUGAAAAAAAAAGAAGUGCAUUGCGCAGUGACAAAAUCUUGUCUACUUCUGCAAGCGCAAAGCGUGAGAGUUAGUAAAAUGAAAAAAUAA